GACGGAGAGGCAGAGAAGCUUUGCACCACUUUUAUCAAGACUGUUAUUAACUAUCAAAGCUUCAUUUCAGGCUCCGCUCCCGCGCUGCACACGCAGUGAAUUCAUGGAUGAGAAAGGUCUUAAUCUGAGGAGGAAUUGGGUUAAAGUGCGGAAUCUUCCGGAUCAAAGUGGAGGAGUGGGAGGAAUAAACCAGGGUUAUUUAUUUUGAUAAUGCCGAGGAGCCAGCUUCUGCUUCGGAUUUACGUCCAAAACAAGUCUGAAUCCAGAGGAUGACAGCUGCCACUCCAGUCUGCAGCCCCACCUCCUCCCAUUCAUCUCACUCCUCACCUGUCUGCCCCCCAGAAUGCCACAGACGCCUGAGGAAAAGUAAAGCCCUUCAGACCAAACUGCCCCUGAGUUCUGCCCCAGGUUGGUGGCUUCUGCUGGGUGUAAUGGUGGUGCUGGUGGGGAUGAGCGUAGCAGUGGCAGGCUAUGUUUCUGCUGCACCGAAGCCCGUGGGCGGACGCGGGACCACCCAUGUGGACAGGAUGAAACUGGCCGGUCCUGUGGUCAUGGGAGUCGGCCUCUUCAUCUUCAUCUGUGCCGCCACGCUGCUGUAUGAGAACAGGGACCGUGAAGUCCGCAGACGAGAGAAACCUGACGACCUUGAGGAUCUGAAGGGAGGAAGCUUUUGCGAAGAUUCACAAGAGCAGCCCAGCUUCGGCUGCCAAGAGCAGUGGGAGUGUAAAGAUGGAGAGCAGGGAUCCUGGGCUGCUCCAGCCCACAUUCUCCCCCUCUCAGACCCUCCUCUUCCUCAUUUGAACAGACACAGCAUCAGCAGCAGACCCUCAGUGCCAUCUCAUCUGGAUACAGGAGGUAAAGAUAAAGAGGAUGUGGACAGAAAGGAGGAGGAGAGGGAGGGAAGGUCAACCCUGCUGGCCCAAGUUCUGCACCACCAGGAGCCAACUCCUCACCCUCCCUCCCCCUGCCUGUCCAUCUCUCACUCCCCCGUCUUCUCAGACUCCUGCAACUCUAGUGAAAUCAACUUCAACAUACGGACAGACUCUUCUGUGCCGCCUCAACUCUGAA
Messenger RNA from Archocentrus centrarchus (flier cichlid), 1068 nucleotides. RefSeq lists its product as uncharacterized. Lineage: Eukaryota; Metazoa; Chordata; Actinopteri; Cichliformes; Cichlidae. The transcript is spliced from 2 exons. The record is from RefSeq and is a predicted model, not a curated record. Bases 270 to 1067 code for a protein of 265 amino acids.